This is a messenger RNA of Symsagittifera roscoffensis, 2199 nucleotides long. RefSeq lists its product as uncharacterized. Bases 1091 to 2056 code for a protein of 321 amino acids. The transcript is spliced from 6 exons. The record is from RefSeq and is a predicted model, not a curated record. NCBI's taxonomy places the organism in Eukaryota, Metazoa, Xenacoelomorpha, Acoela, Convolutidae.
CGGACAAGACACUGUUUUAGACAUCACACUAUUCUAAUCGAUAAUAUAUUGGGAACCAACUUUAAUCCAAAUACCGUAUUCUGUAUGUUGAUGAAAGUAUGAAAGUUGGUUUUGAAUAUUAUACCUAUAAAAAGCGCGUCUUGCUUAAAACAUCCUAUUCAAAAUUACUCCUAAAAAUCAUUAAACCAUUUAUUUUAUAUUGCUAGACAAAAUACUUCAGACAAAAUCAUCAUAUUACAUCCAAAAACGAGCCUCGCGUUCAUAUAGCUCUGUGGCGUUCCUAUAAAUCAUUUGGGGCAGAGUAAGUUUUUAAAAAAUCCGAAAAAAUGUAAAGGUAAUUCAAUGCCAUACGCCUCAGCGCCAAUCGGCCAUCCUUUCAUUAGUGGUUCACAGCAGACCCUUGAAGCAAUCUGUAAGAGGGACUAUUCUCAUUGCAGAAAGAUCGAAUUUUCAAAACUAAUCAACUGAAUGCGGAUAGAUGAUUUUGUCUGAGAAUUCGGGUUUUCUCUCUGGAUAAAAAUAUUGUUGAAAUGCAUUCGAAGUUCUCAUCUCCUAUUGGUUGAUUUUUUCUGAAUGAAGUGGAGCUAUAACAACACAGGAAAACAUUUUUUGUACAAAACGUGAGCCAUUUACCAAUUGGUGUCUAUGUCGUAAAUAUUUUAUUGCCUUUUACAAAAUAAAAGUCAGAUUCCCGAAAUUUUACUAUUUAUAUUUCACUUGCACUUGUAAAACCCCGUUCACAUAUUUUUAGACGGCAAUUUGAAUUUAAUCACCGGAUAUAAUAACUCAUUACCAACCCUGAUUCAGAUUUUAACUUCCCGUUAUCAAAUUGUUUCGCUAACAAAGCAUAAAAAUUGAAUGUGUUCACGACGCGUGAUGAACUGCAUGUAAAGGAGACUAAAGUAGCCCCAGUGGAACAGAAUAUUUUGAGAGUUAUCCCGCCGGUCUAGGCAUUCUGUCUAUUUAUCUGGUUUUCCCACGGCAGCAGGUAGCCGUAGCUCUCUUCGACCAAGACCCCAAACUAAUUUUUACCCCCCUCACAUUGAAUCCCUUCGGAAUUUGAAGGAAAAAAAAUAUUUCGACUAUCAUAAUGGAAAUGGAACGGACAAAUCAAAUUCAGUUUGAGGACCACGAGAUUCUGCUGGAAAAACAUUUGUGUUCAGGUCGUCCUCAAUUUCUGGGACCGGACGCCGACUCUGGAAUUGAAGACGAAGACCCCAACUCCCCUUCGGCGACCCCAAGCUCCGCCACUCCUUCCAAGCCCCCCUCGACCCUUGUGGGGGAGCACAAACUUCUCUCUCCUUUGACUUCUUGCAACGGAUUCCUGGACACAAUCAGAGCACCCACUAGUGCGGAAAGUUAUUCGAUGGAGGGGGUGGUUCAACAUAACUUGCUCAGAAGGAUCCACGACACGCCACCUUUGAGACACAGUUUGGAGUUGCAGAAAAUGGCGCAGAGUUAUGCUGACUACUUAGCAGAAGCCAGAAUGGGCGAAGAAAGUCAAAAAUCUUCCAAUUUUGAAGUCUACGGAGAGAACAUACUUUACGUUCCUUACGUCUGCUUCAUGUCAGCUAAGCAGGCGGUGCAGUUGUGGUACAGACAGUUGAGGAGUAUGGACAUUGCAGAAGUAAGCGAAGAGAGAUUCCACUCCAUCUCCAGUUUCUGUCAAGUGGUGUGGGAAGGGAGCGAGUCAGUGGGAAUUGGGGUCAGUUUCGGGAGGAGAGGGGGGUGCUAUAUAGUGGCCAACUACUAUCCCAAAAUGCACCUCAACUCCCUGCCCCGCUUCCUCCGAAAUGUGCACCCCCCUCUCACCCCCUCCAGCGUACCUAGAGAGGAACAGUACGAGCUGUGGUGUUCACUACGCAACACUCAUCUUCAGCAUGAGGACGGGGAUGAUUCCAAUCAGCAGUUUGACAAACUCCUGGCAGGUGAAUUAUCAGGAGGGUCCGCCAGAUUUCAAAGAACCUGGGAAAUGGCAGUGGUCGUUGAGAACUUCAAAAGACGAAUCGUUUCAGGUCCAGAGUCGGCUGGAAAAACGAAUCAAGCCCAAAAAUAAAGACAAUUUCGCAGUUAUGAGUCACUCACGUUUUCCAAUCAAACGUCACAAUUUUAUUUUCACGCAUUGAUAAGUUAUUUUGUUUUUAUUUUUAGAUUUGAAUCAUUUGAUAUUAUUUGAAACGAGUUCCUAGUUAUUUUUGA